UCCUUUGUCCUUCGUGAAGACGCAGCUGCAGCGUGACGACGACCGCAGAGAAGAAAGAUUUUUCUCACACCCGUAAUUUUACACUUUGCUGUUUUUAAAAUUCGCCUUCACGGUCGUUUAGCGCAAAGUCGACGGGUCCAGUAAAGCUUUGCUUUUAUUCUGGUCGUGUGAGCGAGUUAAUCGGUUACAAUUUGUUCGGAGGGAAAUCCACCCGGAGAGGAAAAAUCAAAAUGGCAGACACCAAAUACCUACCCGAGCUGCUGGCGGAGAAGGACAGCCUGGAUUCAUCAUUCACACACGCCAUGAAGCUCAUUACGGCUGAGAUCGAUCGUAUCCAGAAAGGUGAAACCAAGAAAGACCCAGAGAAAGAUAUCUCUUAUCUGGAUAUCUUUGCCACAAAGAAUCUAAAACUCAAAGAGAGAGUACUCAUUCCAACCAAACAGUUUCCAAGAGUAAACUUUGUUGGAAAGCUUCUGGGACCUCAGGGGAAUACUAUCAAGAGACUCCAAGAGGAAACUGGUGCAAAAAUUUCAGUUUUGGGAAAAGGUUCCAUGAGGGACAAGAAUAAGGAGGAAGAGCUGCGGAAUGGUGGUGAGGCUAAAUAUGCUCACCUGUCUUUGGAGCUGCAUGUGUUCAUUGAGGUGAUGGCGCCUAUUCCAGAGGCCUACCUGCGUAUGGCUCAUGCCAUGGAUGAGGUCAAAAAGUUCCUCACACCUGAACCAGGUGAGGUUGACCCCUACAUGGAUCCUCACUACUUGAAUGGUUCCCAGGAUGGUUCAGGCAGGGGUCGUGGUGGACCAGGCAGGGGCCGUGGUGGACCUCCCGGUGGCCCAGGACCAAGGGGCCGUGGAAUGAUGCGUGGGGGUCCUCGGGGAGCAAUGCGUGGUGGUGCGCCACGGGGAGGACCAGGCCGUGGCGGCACCCCAAGAGGUGCUAUGUCUGGUAGGGGUGGACCAGCUUCUUCUGCUAGAGGGGGCUCAUCAAACCGUUCAAGACCCCCUACAACCGGAGCACCAAGGAUGCUUCCUGCUGCUGCCCUUUCUCAUCAGCAGCACCAGCUUCCAUCAGGUUCCCAACCGAAAACCGAAGGCUAUGAUGAAUAUCCUCCAUAUGAAGAGUCUUACGGAGAGACUUCCUACGAGGGCUACGAUAGUUAUUACGGUCAACAGCCUGCGCCUGCAGAUACUGAAUAUUAUGACUAUGGACAUGGAGAUGCGCAAGAAUCAUCAUAUGACCAGUAUGCUCAGGAUGACUGGGAUGCGUCUUGGUCCAGUGGUGGUGCUGGAGGCAAAGCGCCUUCAGCCAGACAGGGGAAAGGAUCAUAUCGGGAGCAUCCCUAUGGAAGAUACUGAAUGGCUAGUGGUAGAGUUGCCACAGCAACUGUCUCCUGUUGUAACUCCCUUAAAUUUUGAAAAGUAAUUUCUCCAUCUUCUCCCCUUUUUUAUUGUGUAUUUUAUGUUUGGACUUUUUAGUUGGUGAAUGUUUUGUUGGAUGUAUUGUAGUGCCAGAGGAGACAUGACAAAUACCAGACUUUACAUUUUCUUCUAAUUUGUUUCAGUUGCAUAAUCCUUUAAGGAGUGACACUGGUUGAAAACUGGUUUAGUUCAGUUAAGGAGUGACACUGGUUUAGUUCAGUUAAUUAGCAAAAUGUGAUUUGACGAUAAACUUUUCUCAUGUACAAUGCAUUUAAAGUCUCAAGACUGGACAAAACCUAUUCCUAAUGUACCACUGUAACUCGGCAUAGAAUAGAUGCAAACUCGCCGUUUUGAUUUAACACAAACUCGAAAGAGGUAUUAUGCUGUGCAAAUCUAGUCUGUGAAGUUCUAGAAACUACAAAAACAGUUAACGAAUGCUUCUAUUUUUGCCACCUUCACAAUUCGUACACUGUUAUUAAUGUCAACUUACCACUGACGAACUAAAUGUUGUGAAUUCCUUACUCUGAGGGAAGCUGCAGCCAACUCAAUAUUUUGUACAUAACUUUAGAACUGUGUUUGCUUUCAGCCGUGACAACUCCAAAAUGCAUAAUGCUUGUGUACUCUUGGCUAAAUAGGAUACUAAAUAUCCACAAAAAUGUUUUUCUGCAGUGCGUUGUUUCAAUAAAGUUUCUAGUUUCUCUUUAAACAAACUAAA
Thalassophryne amazonica is the source of this 2130-nucleotide messenger RNA. It is a transcript of the gene khdrbs1a, whose product is annotated as KH domain containing, RNA binding, signal transduction associated 1a. Gene Ontology annotation, biological process: regulation of alternative mRNA splicing, via spliceosome. The transcript has 9 exons. Gene Ontology annotation, cellular component: nucleus. Gene Ontology annotation, molecular function: poly(A) binding; mRNA binding. NCBI's taxonomy places the organism in Eukaryota, Metazoa, Chordata, Actinopteri, Batrachoidiformes, Batrachoididae. The coding region runs from base 231 to 1352 and encodes 373 amino acids. The record is from RefSeq and is a predicted model, not a curated record.